Lacerta agilis (Sand lizard) is the source of this 2057-nucleotide messenger RNA. It is a transcript of the gene CD6, whose product is annotated as CD6 molecule. The transcript is spliced from 11 exons. The coding region runs from base 193 to 1758 and encodes 521 amino acids. The record is from RefSeq and is a predicted model, not a curated record. Gene Ontology annotation, cellular component: membrane. Lineage: Eukaryota; Metazoa; Chordata; Lepidosauria; Squamata; Lacertidae.
UCUGCUUGAGUUGCCACCAGGACUAAGAGUGUACCGACAGUUUCCUGACGAUUGAAACCACAAGCAAACGAAAUAAACUACUGUAUGGAAACUAAUCACGACGUCAGGAGGAGAAUGAAAUGAAGAGCAUGCUGGGCCUUUUCCUCUCCCCAGCUCUGAAGAUCAUUGCUGUUCAGUGCACCCUCAUGCACGAUGGACCUGAUGGAAGUGCUGCUAAUGACCCUUUCCUUAAUGGCGAUCAGAAAAGUCCAGGCAAAGCCAACCGGGUCUCCUGCCAUUGGAAACAGCACUGAAGGAAGCCCAACUGCAGAGCCAGAAACACGGAAGCUACGUUUGGUGGGUGGAAGAAGCAACUGUUCCGGCAGGGUGGAGGUUGAAUUCAACGGUACCUGGGGCACCAUAUGUGAUGACAACUGGGACCUGGCUGAUGCUGGAGUCGUGUGCCGGCAACUGCAUUGCGGCUGGGCUCUUCAGGCUCCAAUUGCCUCUCAUUUCCAGAAGGGGACAGGCCCCAUCUAUUUGGAUGAAGUGAAGUGCUUGGGGAAUGAGUCUUUUUUGUGGGACUGUUCAUUUGAGAGGAACCAUGACUGCGGACACAAGGAAGAUGCCGGUGUAAUAUGUUCAGAGCACCAGGAGUGGCGGCUGUCAGAAGGACUAGAUGCUUGUGCCGGCCGAGUGGAGGUUUAUUACCGGGGCACCUGGAACACUGUGUGUGACGGUAACUGGUACCAGGAUGAGGCUGAUGUGCUCUGUCACUCAUUGAACUGCAGUGAGAAGGCCUCAGCCCCGAGAGUGCCUUUCAGCCACACACUGAUGGGCAAGAUGUACUAUGCCUGCUCCGGAACAGAAAAGUCGCUCGCCAGCUGUACCUGGCUCUACAACAACAGCAAUGUGUGCGCUGCCCAGUUUGCAGCUGCUGGUGUGAUCUGCAAUGGCUCACGGGGUUUGGCGGGCCCUGCAAACACACAAGCGACAGAAGCAGUGACUCCAGUUUCCCACCUGACCAGUCCACGUUGGACUGCACCUGAGAACUUAGAUGUUAGACCAUCAUACCAGAUACUGCAAAUUCUCUGCAUUGUCCUGGGUCUUCUUCUUCUUUUGGCCAUUCUGACUCUAAUUAUCACCAUUUUGCGACACAAGCGAAGAGAAAACGGUACCAUUGAUAGUGCCAAUCUCUGUGCCUCAACAGCUGCCCCCAUCCUUCUAAAUCACAGCAUGCAGGUCUCAGCCACUGGAACACGCAACAACUAUCAGCAAGUUCCCACAAGCCUCCCCAAAGAAGAAGCAACGGCAGUGCUGCCUACACCCCUUAGCGAAGACUCUGAUUCCGACUAUGAACACUAUGAUUUCAACAGCAAACCACCUCUGCAACUGUCUACCUUCUACAGUGAGCAUCUCACCACUGCCAGGAACAUACUGUUCUCUUAUUCUUUUAGGAACCGAGUGACUGAUGAAGACCCUCCCCGUUACAAUUUUGCAAUGCCAGCUAUGCACGAGGAGGGGGACAACAAGCACCCCACCUCAGAGGCCUAUCCACAAGCAGCAGGACCUGCAGCUGAAGACAGUGACAGCACCUCUUCUGGAGACGCGGACUGGUAUGAGAACAUCCAGAAACCAGAGCAACAGGAAAGCCAUCCAGGAAACGAGCCUUCCUUUGGAGGUUCGACAACUUCCCCCAGACCUUUGGUGAACUGCAAGGCUGGGCCUGGAAACAGCUCAUUUGACAGCAGCAGCGAUUAUGAUGACAUGUGGGCCUAAAGGGCAGGGAUGCAGCUGGGAUGAUUCCGCUCCAUCUGUCGUCAGCAACGCCUCCAUGAGAAACAGCCAAGGGUGACGGCAAGGCUGAGAACUGAAAGGGACCUACCUGUUCCCACAGUCUGGGCCUCAAGGAUUCAGCAUUUUGGAAGAAGACCAAUUCCCUCAAAGAUACGUGUGUGUCCAGCUCCAUUCCCAGGACCAACUAGAAAUUUGUUGCUGUGACAGAGCCAUGUGUUUAUUCUGCCUGAGAUUUCCAACUUGUGCUAUUGUGAGAAUAACUAUAUGGGGGUGAAGAAAAG